Molecule: messenger RNA, 3699 nt
Organism: Odontomachus brunneus
Lineage: Eukaryota; Metazoa; Arthropoda; Insecta; Hymenoptera; Formicidae
Gene: Ide
Product: insulin-degrading enzyme
Exons: 13
Coding region: 472-3399 (975 amino acids)
Biological process (GO): peptide catabolic process
Cellular component (GO): mitochondrion; cytosol
Molecular function (GO): metalloendopeptidase activity; metal ion binding
Source: RefSeq, a predicted model, not a curated record
GACUUGGCGCUUUAUCCUAACUUGAGGCUAACCCAAUCUUAACUUAAUCCUAACCUAUUCUUAAUGUAAGAAGCAUCAGAUGCCACAUUGAAAGAAAAAGAAAAAAGAAAAAUUUCGACCAAGUGCUACCAACAACAACAACAUAAAGAAAAAGAAAAGCAUCGAACUGUUUGAUGUUUCCUGUGUCUUUGUUACAAGACGCAGUAGUUCUACUGCAAUAGAAUCUUUACAAUUGUCAUAUCAAAAUUUGCUCAGCAGUUUACUAUUGUGAGUUAUAUUAACGUGUAUGUGAAGGAAUACAAGUCAAAUAGUCAAUUUAGUUGUCAAAUAUAUUCAUUCGAAGAAACAUUAUCGCAAGUCACAGUGUGUGUGUGUGUGUAUGUGCGCGAAAACUCCGAAAUAAUUCGUGGUUAGUGCAAUAAAAGAAGAGUCAAAUUGUAUUUUUUUUUCAAAAUUUGUUGAUAUUUUACGAUGACGUCGCUUCAUAUGAACGACAAGAUCUCUCUUGACCCAGAGAGUUGCGAAUGCAAGAUUAAGACUCCAGAAUCCAAGGCCUCGACGAUAAAUAUGGUGACUAAUGAUCAUGUGUUGGAGCGAUUUGAAGAGAUAAUAAAGUCAAAAAAUGAUGAUAGAUUUUACAGAGGAUUAGUACUAAAGAAUAAGAUGAAAGUUCUCCUAAUAAAUGAUCCACGGACUGAUAAGAGUGCUGCUGCACUGAAUGUUAACAUUGGCAGCAUGUGCGAUCCUGACGAUUUGCCCGGUUUGGCGCAUUUCUGCGAACACAUGCUAUUCCUGGGAACCGAAAAAUAUCCCGAGCAGAACGAUUACACCAGGUAUCUGUCGGAGAACGGCGGCAUUAGCAAUGCGACAACGUACUUAGAUCACACUACGUAUUACUUCGACGUGAGCCCGACAAAGUUGGGAGGUGGCUUGGAACGUUUCGCUCAAUUCUUUUUGACACCUCUCUUUACGGAUUCGUUGACCGAACUCGAGCUGAACGCCAUUCAUUCGGAGCAUUUGAAAAAUUUGGCGUGCGAUGUUUGGCGAUUCGAUCAGUUGGAAAAGUCGUCCGCGAAUCCCCAACAUCCGUACUCCAAGUUUGCGACGGGAAGUAGGGAGACGCUGGAUGUAUUGCCGAAACAGAUGGGCAUCAACGUUCGGGAGAGACUGCUCGAGUUUCACGAAAAAUAUUAUUCCGCUAAUGUCAUGUCGCUCUGCGUUCUUGGCGUAGAGACUUUAGAUAAGCUUGAAGAGAUUGUGGUAAAUCUUUUCAGUCAAGUACAAAACAAGGAAAUCGAUAUUCCAAUCUGGCGUGAGCAUCCUUUCGACGAUGAACAUUUUCGUACCAAAUGGCACAUUGUUCCAAUAAAGGAUACGAGGAAUCUACACGUUACAUUUCCUAUACCCGACUUACAAGAACAUUAUCAAGCUGCGCCAGCAUAUUACGUCAGCCAUUUGUUGGGACAUGAAGGGGAAGGAUCCUUGUUGUCAGCUUUGAAGACGACGAGGGGUUGGUGUAACUCUUUAAUAUGUGGAAAACAAUCGUAUGCUCGAGGUUUUUGUUUUUUCAUUCUUGUUGUCGAUCUCACCGAGGAAGGUUUCAAGCAUGUCGAUGAUAUCAUUACGCUAAUGUUUCAAUAUAUCAACAUGUUAAAGAAACAAGGCCCAGUCGAGUGGAUUUACAAUGAAUAUAGAGAUUUAGCGAGUGUGAAUUUCCGUUUCAUGGAGAAACAGCAGCCUCGCUCGUACGUAUCUUCCAGAGUCACGGGACUAUGGGAUUAUCCGAUGAACGAAAUUUUGUGCGGGGAUUGUCUUUUUCCGCAGUGGAAGCCAGAGUUGAUAGAUACAAUAGUGAAUUGUUUAACGCCGCAAAAUAUUAGGGUUCAUGUGGUUGCAAAAGCGUAUGAAAACGUAGCGAAUGAAACAGAACGUUGGUACGGUACUAAAUAUAAGAAGGAGAGCAUAUCGGCGGGAACAAUUGACAUGUGGGAAAAUGCCGGUUAUAAUUCGGAAUUUCACUUACCCGCUAAGAACGAGUUUAUUCCAUCGAGAUUGGAUUUGAAACCACGUGACGAUAAUGUCAAAGAGUUUCCUACAAUUAUAGAAGACACAUCGUUUGUAAGACUCUGGUUUAAACAGGAUGACGAAUACCUAGUACCAAAGGCCAAAAUGUUCUUGGAAUUUGUUAGUCCAUUUGCUUAUAUGGAUCCUGUUAGUUGCAACUUGGGCUAUAUGUUUGUCCAGCUACUACAAGACUCGUUCACCGAGUAUGUAUACCCCGCCGAUUUAGCUGGUUUACAUUGGAAACUUAGCUAUACGCAGUAUGGAAUAACAUAUAUCAGAGAUUUGAAAAAUUUUGGGGCCGAACAACCGUAUCACCAUGCAAUCUACUAUCUCGCACUUUUAUUAGCAGAACAAGCUUGGACGAAAAAUGAAUUAUUACAUGCAACUGCUUAUUUAACUGUCAGUAGAGUUCAAGCGUUCAUACCGCAGCUGUUUAGUAAAGUGCACGUGGAGUGUCUGAUACACGGUAAUAUGAUCGAGAAGGAAGCCUUGGAUAUAGUUAGACUAAUCGAGUCCAAAUUGAAAAGCGCGAUGCCUUACAUAAUACCGUUGUGGCAGCAGCAGCUAGUGGUGCAUCGUGAGAUCAAACUCGACGAUGGUCGACACUUUCUAUUCCAAACGGAUAACAAAUUGCACAAGAGCUCGUGCACAGAAGUGUACUAUCAAAUCGGUAUGCAGUCGACAGAGUCGAAUGUAUUGUUGCAGCUACUAGCUCAAAUAAUCGGCGAGCCUUGUUUCAAUAUUUUACGAACUCAGGAGCAAUUAGGCUAUAUAGUGUUCAGUGGUGUGCACAAGGUAAACGUGAUGCAAGGCUUGAAAAUCCUAGUUCAAAGUGACAAGCAUCCGCGAUACGUUGAGAAACGAAUCGAUAUGUUCGUCAACUGUAUGCUCGAUUACAUAUCCACCAUGCCCGAAGAGAAAUUUGAAAAGCAUAAGGAUUCUCUAGUGACGUUACGUCUCGAAAAACCAAAACAGUUAUUUUAUCGAACCAAUAUAUUCUGGAGCGAAAUUACAGCACAGAAGUAUAAUUUUGAUCGGGUGAACAUUGAAGUGGCUUAUCUGAAGACCAUAACGCGAGAACAAUUGUUUGACUUUUUUAAGGAGAGCAUACACGGCGCAGCUCGACGUAAACUAUCGUUGCACGUCAUAUCCACAGCAACGGACGAUGAUGAGUCGACCGAGAAAAAAGACGAAUUCAACGAUGUAUCAGUCGCAGAACAAGUUGAGAAAAUCAACGAUAUCUUGUCGUUUAAACGCAGCCAGUCUUUGUAUCCGGCAUUAGAACCGUAUCUGCACCAAUUCCCUAAGAAAGGCAUGCACUCCUCCAAAUUGUAAAUAGUGCGACCAUAAGAGAGAAUAGAGUUCUAUUCUUCCUUUGCCGCAGGAUCUCUGUCUCUUUUUCGAUUUCUUGCAUCGAUUUUUCUCGUUUUUACUUUAAAGCGGAUGCAAACAAUUCCGGGUGGACGGCCAUUCGUAUAUCUUGAUUUCUAAAGCAAAUAUGAUCAGGGUUGGGUAAGUUAACUUUUUUUUUAACUAAAUUAAAGUUAAUGGCUUUGAAAAUUUAACUUAGUUAAGAAAAAGUUAACUCAUAAUGAAAUUAAUUGAAUUAAAAGUUAAUAAAAAAAGUAAUUAUUA